AUGGAGUUCUGCGCGCAGCAGCGUUUCAAUCCGCCGCCUCCGAACACCGAACAACCGCCGGCGAGCGCGGCUUGGCCUGCUCGCUCCGGCCGCCCCGCCACCGCUGGUCGCUUCGGCCGGUCUUCACGCCCAAGCCAGGCGCUGCAGGUCGCCGCCACCACGAACGCUCGUCCCUCUGAAGUCGUCUGCACCAAGAACACCAUCAUCCAGGACACGAAAUUACCAAGGUUAUAUCGUCGCAUUCUCCUGCAGGUCACCCAACUGGGAAUUCAACAGGUGUACAUGUACGGAUCUUACUUUGAUCUCUUUGGUGCCAACUAUAGGGAAGGUAAAUUUUUCGAGUUGGAGAUGACGGUCCGCGACUGCGAGCUCGACGAGUACGGGGUUGUCAACAAUGCCGUGUAUGCUGCUUACAUCGAAACAGCUCGGCAGGAGAUGAUUGCAAGUCUCGGCGUGUGCACGGGCUCGAUCGCGCGCGCAGGCCGCGCCAUGGCGCUCUCCGAGCUCAACGUCAAGUACUUCGCGCCUCUAAAGCGCGGCGCCAAGUUCGUGGUCAUGGUGAGGGUUGUCGGGAUCAGGGGUGUGCGGAUGCUCAUGGAGCACCUGAUCGCGACGCUGCCGGAGCGUAAGCUCGUGCUAGAAGCGAUGGCCACCGUCGUCUGCCUCAACGAAGACUACCGUCCGACUCGCAUGUUCCCGGAGAUGGCGAAUCUGCUGCACUUCUUCUCUCAUCCUAACUAG
Panicum hallii is the source of this 741-nucleotide messenger RNA. RefSeq names its product acyl-acyl carrier protein thioesterase ATL3, chloroplastic-like. Bases 1 to 741 code for a protein of 246 amino acids. Gene Ontology annotation, molecular function: fatty acyl-[ACP] hydrolase activity. Lineage: Eukaryota; Viridiplantae; Streptophyta; Magnoliopsida; Poales; Poaceae. The record is from RefSeq and is a predicted model, not a curated record. Gene Ontology annotation, cellular component: chloroplast. The transcript is spliced from 4 exons.